Quercus lobata is the source of this 1041-nucleotide messenger RNA. RefSeq names its product disease resistance protein RPM1-like. Bases 1 to 1041 code for a protein of 346 amino acids. The record is from RefSeq and is a predicted model, not a curated record. The transcript is spliced from 3 exons. Gene Ontology annotation, biological process: defense response to other organism. Lineage: Eukaryota; Viridiplantae; Streptophyta; Magnoliopsida; Fagales; Fagaceae. Gene Ontology annotation, molecular function: ADP binding.
AUGGGGGUCCGUGAUGCAAUUGGCGAUGUCAAGGAUGAGUUGAUAAGUAUGCAAUCUUUUUUAGUAGAUGCUGAUAAGAAGGGAACAAUCAAUGAAGGAGAGAAAACUUGGGUGGCAAAUGUGAGAGACUUGGCAAAUGAGGUUGAAGAUGUUAUUGAUCAGUUCAUGUAUCACAUCAUUAGCCAACAAACUGGAGGUCGAUCUGCCAGAGAAAUGGUGUUAAUCAAUAAUUAUAUAGAGGGUACAAGUUCUAAAGAUAAUCAUAAAUGGAUCGUGCGUCGUAGUGAAUCUUCUUUGUUUCUUAAAGAAAAUGAACUUGUGGGGAUUGAAAAUAAAAGGCAAUUGAUAAUGGGUUGGUUCAUGGAUGGAGAACCACAUCAGACUGUCAUUUCGAUAGUCGGGAUGGGAGGUUCAGGCAAGACCACACUAGUUGCCAACACCUACAACAAUGAUGAUGAAGCAAGCAAAUCUAGUAGACUUGAGUUCCAUGAACUACAGAUUAUUAGUAAAAACACUGGUGAACUAUUUAGAGAAGAAAUGUAUCUACUUGUCCUAGAUGAUAUUUGGGACACAAACGUGUUGGAUGAAAUAAAAGUAUUACUUCAAGAUAGCUGUCUUGGGAGUAGAAUCAUCCUUACAACUCGAAAGGAAGAUGUAGCUUGCUAUCAUUUGGGGGGUAAACAUCACAUUCAUCAUAUUCAACUCCUGCAAAAGGAAGAGGCUUGGGAACUCUUUUGCAAGAAAGCAUUCUCAAGCAGUCCCAAUGGAAGUUGUCCUUGGGAGUUUAAAUCUUUUGCUCAAACACUUGUGGGAAAAUGUGAAGGCCUACCUCUUGCAAUUACAGCUUCGGGAAGUCUUAUGUACUCCAAGAAUUUGUCUCAAUGGAACAAAAUUUACAGCAACUUGAAUUGGAGUCUAAGUAAAAAUCCCAAGCUAGAAGCAGUGAACAAGAUUUUGUUGCUUAGUUUCAAUGAUUUACCAUAUCAUUUGAAGCAUUGUUUCUUGUAUUGCUCCCUUUUCCCAGAAGAUCAUGGGAUUUGA